Messenger RNA from Tigriopus californicus, 6366 nucleotides. Its product is annotated as proteasome activator complex subunit 4-like. Gene Ontology annotation, molecular function: proteasome binding; peptidase activator activity. Gene Ontology annotation, cellular component: nucleus; cytosol. The record is from RefSeq and is a predicted model, not a curated record. Gene Ontology annotation, biological process: proteasomal ubiquitin-independent protein catabolic process. NCBI's taxonomy places the organism in Eukaryota, Metazoa, Arthropoda, Copepoda, Harpacticoida, Harpacticidae.
CGCCCUCGUGCGUGGAUAGAACACAUAUGAUGGCUAAGUCGACAAUGACUUGACAAGUUCACUUGAUUGACUGACAUCAUUGCCGACAACCUCCACAUUGAGUCGCUUGCUCAGACGCCGAGUGUGCAGUGUCCCCGACGACCCAUUGCCCGCCCAUUGCCCGCCCAUUGCCCGUCCAUUCACCGCUCAGAGGUGUAUUGAUCGGUGAUUGACCUCGGGCUCAUCAGCCGUCGACCGCUUGAUGAUGAUGAUGAUGAUGAUGACUGACGAAGACUUUGACGAGGAUUACGAUGACCCGUUGUUCCCGUUGUCGGAAGAGGCCCCUGAGAAUCACAAUGCGGGCAGUCCGCGCUCUCAGGUCUUGGGAUUCCAGCCGCAAAAGGAGAUCUUCUAUCAAGCCAGUCUGCCGUAUGCGGCCCAAUUGGACCGGGAGUCGGUGCAAGACUUGGCCCGCAUCAAAAGCGGGCUGAGUCAGGCCGUGGCUCGACGGGAGAUCCAACCCGCCGCCUUGAUUUGGCUCACGCGGAUUAGUCGAUUUUUGCGUCACUACGGUUUCAAGUUCUCCUUGAGCGAUCACUUGAGCCUGAUUCGGCUGGUCGAGUCCUUGCUGUGGCUGCCGAAUUGUGAUCCUUGGUGGAUCACCAAAGUGUCCUCGGUCUUGAUCAAUCUGCUCCGCCGCAAAGAGCUCAUUCCCCGGAGCGAACUCACCUUGGACUGGCGACCCUACUAUGACCUUUAUGAGCGUAUCAUGUUUUCUCCUUUCGAGCCUGUGGGCCUUGUCCUCAACCCCAGCUCGGUGGGCAAGAACUUGCGCUCUCUGAACCGCUUGGUUCGGGCCUAUUUCCCGCCUGAGGCCACGGCCCAGAUCCUGAUCGAGAUCCGACCCCUCAUGUGCCCCUACGAUGUGACCAUGGGCAAGGCCAUGGCUUAUGCCGAGAUGUUCUUGCCUUCGUACGACGUGCAAGCUAUCGCCGAUCAGACGUAUCGCCUUUGGUUCGACGAGUUCAUGCGCUUCUGGGACGCCUGUCACAACUCACCUCCGUGGGAAUCGAGCUUGAUGGCCUUGUUUGCCCGAUUGGCCGAGAACAACAUCGGCCAGAUCAAUUGGGAGCCCUACAUCCCGUUGAUUUUCACGCGGAUUAUGCAUGGCUUCAAUUUGCCUGUGACCUACAAAUCCACAUCGGUGGGGGGCAAGCCCCAAAUGUCGGACAUGACCACCAUCGUGCGCUGGAUCGUGUCCACCAUGGGACCCCAAUCGUCCUCGCAACGUCAUCUCCGACAAAUGGUGCUGGCCAUUGAAACCUACUACAAUGCCGCCAAUUGCGGACGACACUCGGCCAAACUCAUCGAUUUUCUGUGGAAGCUGGCCCAAGCCUUUGUCCGACGCAUCCACAGAGAGCGGUAUGCCAAGGUCAAAUGGGGCAUGGAAGUGGCGGAAGAGCACAAGUUGAGCGAUGAGGCCAUCACGGACUUUGUCACGUGUCUCAAGCCCAUCGCCCUGGCCAAUCUAUACUCACGAACGGGAAUGGUCGAUCAAGGCGUAACCAUUCAAAUCCUGAGCACGCUCCGCCCCGAGAUCAUGCUUCCGCCCAUUCUUGAGCGUAUGAACUCGGCCCUCGAGACGUUGACUGAGCCUCACAAACUCACGGCCUCGCUCCACGCCAUGUCCUCCGUGUCCAGGAGUCUGGUGUAUCCGGGUCCCACCUUCCCCGAGGGUCCCACCCAUGUGAUCCCACUGAUGAUGGCUUGCCUACCCGGCAUCGAUCCCAACGACAUCCGCAAGUCUAUGGUCACCAUCCAAUUUAUCUCGAUCUACUGCACGCUCAUCCCGAUCGUGGACUGCUCGCAGGCCUCUCAACACUACACGGAUCUGAGCGAGGCCGAGCGCGAGAUCGCCUGCCAAACGGCGCAAUUCGAGGAUUUCGUGGCCGAGUUUCUCCAGCGAUGCUUCGCUCUCAUUGAAAGCUCGACCUUCCAUCAAACUCGCGAGGAAGUGUCCGAGCAUAAGAACAACAUGGAGGAUUCCAUGAAGGACGUGGGUCUGGCCUCAACCUUCACCUCCAUCUUGUUCCAAUGCUCUGAAGCCAUUUUCGACAUGGCCUUGCGGAAAGUGCAAGAUUUUGUCCACGGGCGAAUCCUGGAGACAAAAGUGGCGGGCAAGAUGGCUGCUUCUCUCUGUCGAGCCUUGUGCAAAGUCCGUCCCGAAAAGGCCCUGAAGAUGUUCAUACCUCCGGCCAUUCAAUCCGUGACUCAGCUCUUGACCACCCACACUCAAACCGACGAGACCCUGGAUGACGAGCUGAAGUUCAAUCUCUUGAUCUUAUCCGAGUGUCUGCGAUCUCCUGGUCCUCAUGUACUAGCAUUUGUUCCGGAGGUCGAGAAGAUCCUCCAGCAAACUCUGCACAUCAAGAACAAGGAUGGUCGUCAGUUGGUGAUGAGCAUGCUCAAAAACGUAAUGACCGUCCUGACUUCGCUCUCGGUGCUUGAUCAUCGAUCCAUCCCCGAAGGCUACGACCGACCUCUGAAGGAGUUCCUUCCUAUUCGGGCCUGGGGCAAACCGGGCAACAUCCACGAUCUUCAGUUGAAAUGGCACAUUCCGUCCGGUGAGGAAUUUGAGACAGCUCAAAGACUCUUGAACACGUUCCUGGGCCAAGAGCUCGACUACUUGACCCAAUUCGCAUCAAGCCAAAGUGCUUGGGACAAGGAGGCUCUGCGAGCUCGAUUGGAAGUGAUUCAAGCCAUCCUCCAGGGUUGCGGGUAUGUCCUGCCUUUUUGGCACGAGGAGGAGGCCCCCGUUCCACUCUUCGAGUCCCAAGUGGAUUGCGACCCCUUGCCUAUUUUGACCAUUCAUCCCCAUGACAUGGAGCUCACUUUUAGGGGGCGCAAUGCUCGACUGGCCAUCCUCGAAGUCAUUGAUUUGGUUCAGGCUAGGUUAUUGAGCAGUGUGGAGGACGACACCAAAUCAUUGCUCUCCAUCGUGUCCAUCUACCAUUCCUUGGUGUUGUACAUGGGGAUCACCAAGGACAUGUACGACUCUCGAGUCAAGAGCUAUCGAGCCGUGAAGAGGGUGCUGGACAAUAAGUUGGUCGGGUGUCGACGACAACUUCGCGUUUUGAUUUUGGAUCGAGUGUUUCUUCAACAUCAGGAACGAAUGGCCGAGAGGAACAAUGUACCCUUCACCAAAUCCCAUCAGAAGGUCAUCGAGAACUUGUUCAAGCUGUCCACGUCUCACUACAGUCAAGUGCGUCGAGUGGCCCAAGACGCGUUGUCCCAAUGCAUUAGCAACUUCAACUCUGGCUUCCAAGAGGUCGUUCCCAAGGUGUUGGAAUUCCUCCAGAACGAUCCCGCCAUCAGCCAUGAACAGUUCAAAGGGGCCUUGUACGUCCUGCUUUCCACGGGUUCACGGAAGACCCUUUUGGCCAAGCGCAAUUGGAACGUUCUGGGCCAACUCUGGCCGGCUUUGGUGGACGCUCAGCACAGCGAGAAGCUGAGCAUCAUCAAGCUGCUCGACAAACUGAUCAGCGCCACCUUCAAGGCUUUGCCCACCUUCGCUCUUACCUAUCAAGUCCCAGAUUUGGCCGUGGAUCGAGCCCGGGCUCUCUGGGACAACGGUUCUGAGCCCAAACCCGUGGGCGAGUUUCCCUCGGCGAACGAAAUUGCCCUGGGUCAGACCAACUUGACCAAGUGGAAUGAGACCAAUAUCCAGUCCUAUCACAAACUAGUCAACGACUUGUGUGAGCGUCUCGAAUCGGGUCAGCUCCACUGGCGCCAUUAUCACAUGGCCGUGUCCACGUUCAGCGCUCUGUGUCGAUACGAUAUUGAACUGCCGGUGCGUGGCGUUAAAAUCCUGGUCAACAAUUUGAUCCACGAGAACUUGAGUGUGCGGAAGGCUUCGCAUUGUCUCGUGGCCAGCAUUUUGAAACAACAAAAACGCAAGCACCCCAAGAUCGAGAUUCAUCCCGUGGAGAACCCCGAGAUCCCGCCCGAAUUUCCCGGUGAUCGGCCGGACAAUGAGUGGUUGUGCUAUGAUCCCAAGAGAGUGCCCAAAUCGGCGGCCGAGUGGGAUGAGCCUCGUUACGUGCACAAGACUCAUUUCGGAUAUUAUAGUUGGCCGAAGAGAAUGAUGAUCUACGCUCCCUCAUCGGCGCAGCCCAAGUUGAGAAGAACGCGCGACGAGUUGUCCGAGGGUGAGAAGCCCGUGUUCGAUUUCUUUUCCGACGCUUCCAAUGUGGAGCAGAUGGUCACGUUCCUCUCGUUGGAGGAGUGCAAAGGACGGGACAAGUUCGAUCCUCGUCGGUUCUCCUUGUUCAAGGGGCUUUUUCGCAAUUUUGGCGACACGUUCCUGCCUCUGUUCCGUCCUCAUUUGGAGCGUUUGAUCGCCGAGGACAAGGAGAGCUCGUCCAGGUGUGUGGCCGAAAUAUUGGCCUCGAUAAUUCGCGGAGCCAAGCAUUGGCCCUACGACAUGACCGAAGCCAUGUGGGCGUGGGUGGUGCCCUUGAUUCGGAAAGCUUUAGGUAAAAUCACCGUGGAAACGGUCAACGACUGGGGCACUUGUUUCGCCACGUCCUCAGAAUCGCGAGAUCCGUUCCGCAUUCAUUGGAUGCUGGAGGUGCUAAUGGAGGAGCCCUUGCGAUCCCAAGGCUCCUUCAUCGACGCCUCCAGACUCUACGCCGUCCAAGGCAGCCUCGCCCAGCAAGAAUGGCGAGCAGGCGAACUCUUACAUCGACUCCUCGCCUUUCUCAAACCCUUCUUGACACACCCGUAUCAAAACGUGCGCGAGAGGAUCGGAUCCGUGCUCACGAGCAUCUUCUACGAAGACCUAGAAUAUGAGAAAGAGGACCCGGACAAGCCCAAGCGUUGUCCACGAGUGGCCGACUUUGUCAACGAGCUCGUCCCGCAAUUGGAGAUCCUCUGUGACGAGCCUGAUCCCGCCGUGGUGACUUUCCAAAGAAGUCGAACCGUGGCCCCCGCUGCACCCUUACCGCCCUUGGGAAUGGAAUCCCUCAAUGGCAUGCCGCCCUUCCUAGGUCCAGACGGAAUGGCCAUUCCUCCCGAAAUGAUCACCAUGAGUCCUAAAGGCAUACCUCUGAUCCGAAUCCCGGGACCUCCGGGCGCUCCGCCCAUGAUGAUUCCCUUGAUGGGUCCCAACGGCGAACCCAUUCAACUUCCACCGGGUGGAACGCCACCCAUGAUGGGCCCGGACAUGUCCAUGAUGCCCCACGACGGACCACCUGCACCCGUACCCGCCCAACUACCUCCGCCGCUCGCUUCAGACACUUCCAGUGUUGAACUGACAGAUGAGAAAGCUUUGGAGUACGAAAAACGACAAGUGGCCAUUCGACUCCUCCAAACGACUGCUCGCUUCCUCUACGGUUCUCUGAUCCGGGCUUACAACGGUGCCAAGCCCGAGAUCUUCAAGCUUUUACCGGUGCUCUGUAACAACGAAGCCAACGAUUUCGAGCCCAAUUUGGCGCGAGAUUGUAAAGUUACAUUGGCCACCAUUGGGUCCAUGAUAGUACCUUUCGCGUCUGUGCCGCAUCUUCUGCAGGGAGUCACAGAUGUGAUGGCUCUUUCCUCGUGGAAGGCCAAUUGUUCGGCCCUUCAUCUGCUCGAGGUGUCGGUGUUCAUGAAUCUUCCCUCUUUGAUGUCGAGAGCCGAGUGGAUGGAUCAGGUGUUGGAUAUAGCCACGAAGGCCGUGGAUUCGGACAGGGUCGAGAUUCGAGAGAAGGCCGGCCAAUUCCUCAGUGGAUUGCUCCAUUGCGAUUUCAUUUCUGAGACCAGGAAACAGGAGUUGUUGGACUCUUAUAAAUCCAAGGCCAAGACCAAAUUGUCCAAGAAGAAGAAGCAGUCAGCCCAAGGAACGGAGGAUGAGGUUCAAAAAGAAGAGGCACGCAAGCAAAAGGCCAUUUUGAAGCGUCAUAUUGGCGUGAUCGGACUGAGCGCCUUCGUGUCGGCUUAUCCGUAUGACGUGCCCGAUUUUGUUCCGGAUAUCCUGAUGAUUUUGAGCGACAGAGUCCACGAUCCCCAGCCCAUUCCCACUCUUAUGGACUUUAAGAGGACUCAUCAAGACAAUUGGGAGGAGCAUAAGAUGAAGUUUUCCGAGGAUCAGCUCUCCAUCCUCACGGACUUGCUUGUGUCCCCGAGUUACUACGCCUGAUUCUAAUCCAAGCUGAAUCACUCGCCGACCACAAGGGCAACAACGAACAAUUGUCUCGGUUUGAGCGCGACACAACAACAACAACAACAACUAUCUACAUACAAGAAUAUCCGUCUCUUUUUUUACGUUUACAAUACAUCUAUAUUUUCCUCAUGCCAAUAGCCAAAUUUGGAUUACCGUGGAUUGUAAUAAAUUACUACUGCAUUGAA